Messenger RNA from Bicyclus anynana (squinting bush brown), 1713 nucleotides. RefSeq names its product DNA polymerase beta. Gene Ontology annotation, cellular component: nucleus. The record is from RefSeq and is a predicted model, not a curated record. The transcript has 6 exons. Gene Ontology annotation, biological process: double-strand break repair via nonhomologous end joining. Lineage: Eukaryota; Metazoa; Arthropoda; Insecta; Lepidoptera; Nymphalidae. Gene Ontology annotation, molecular function: DNA-directed DNA polymerase activity; DNA binding. The coding region runs from base 288 to 1286 and encodes 332 amino acids.
CUGCUUUAGUAUUUUAGUCGAGUACGAUAAAUUUUUGGAUUUACCGCCCAAAAAUUGUACGUACUCGACUAAAAUAGUCUUUAUGGCUCUGAGACCAUUAAUCUAAGGUGCGGCCUAUUAAUGACGGGACAUCCUUUAUGUACCUACCUACCACAAACGGCUAAAAUACCUACACAAUCGGUUUUUGCACUGUCUAUGUUGUAGCAAAUGGACAGAGACUCGAGAAUGUAUUCGUUGUAUUUGGAGCGGCUACGACAUCGUCCUGUUUCGUUCCGUAAUUCAAAACAAUGAGUAAGAGAAAGAAUCCUUCUGAAACCGGAAAUCCGAACACGGAUUUCUGUGAUUUUUUAAUGGAAUUAGCCGAUUUCGAAAAGAACGUAAGCCGAAACAUCCACAAGUACAAUGCCUAUCGGAAAGCCGCUAGCGUGUUAGCUGCCCACUCCAAAAGGAUCGAAUCUGGCGACGAAGCCAAAAAGCUAAGCGGUAUUGGGGAUAAAAUCUCAAAAAAAAUUGACGAGUUUUUACAAACGGGUAAAUUGAGAAAGCUAGAGAAUAUACAUCAAGACGAAAAUGCUCAGGCCAUUAGCUUACUGACGAGAGUAUCUGGUAUCGGACCGGUGAAAGCUGCCGAUUUGGUCAAUAGCGGAAUAAAAACAAUUGACGACUUGAGAAAAAACCAAAUAAAAUUAAAUCAUCACCAACUUAUCGGUUUAAAGUACUUCGAGGACUUCGAGAAGAAAAUUCCGAGAGCUGAAAUACAGGAAAUUGAACAUUUGCUUAAAAAUAUUUUAAAUAAUUUAGAUUCUCAAUUCACAAUAACUAUUUGCGGGAGUUACAGACGUGGAAAGUCACAGAGUGGUGAUAUAGACGCCCUAGUAACCCACCCAUCUUUAAAAUUAGAUGAAAAGAAAAAGCAUAGUGAGAAGUUGUUGAAGACUGUUGUGGACGCGUUGCAUGAUCUGAUCACGGAUGUUAUAUCAAUGGGCGACACCAAGUUCAUGGGUGUAUGCCGCAUAUCAGAUGAAUAUCUGUACAGGCGUUUGGAUAUCCGUUUAAUUCCCAGCGACCAGUACUACUGCGCUGUACUAUACUUCACAGGCAGUGACGUAUUCAACAAGCAAAUGCGUACGCACGCACUCGAGAAGGGCUUCACCCUUAAUGAAUACUCUUUGAGACCCGUUGGAUGUACUGGUGUGCCCGGAGAGCCCGUGGCUGUCACAUCGGAAGAAGAAAUUUUCGACUACAUCGACUAUCCCUACAAGAAACCGGAGGAACGUAACAUUUAAAUUAUAUAAAAGCAUUGACCUCUUAUAAUAAAAGGACGCACAAUCAUGUCGAAAAUUUCACUUAAAAACUGGCAAAUUUUACUUUGACAGUUUUAGAAUUAUUGGUAAAGAAAAUUACACCUAAAGGCUUUUAAUUAUAGUCCAAUAUUCAAUAAAUCCCCAAAUUCAGAGCAAAUUCAACCUUAAGGACUACUUGAAUUGAGUGCCAAGAAGUUGUGUUUGGCACUCAUUGAGUGGGGACGUUUUUUGGUCGCUGAUUGUGCAUCUACUUUUUAAUAGGAGAUCGAUGUAUAAAAGUCAUAAUUAUUUACAAGUAAAAUAGAAAAUGGUAUCCACUAAAGUAAUUUCAUUUGGUUUCGAAUAAUUGAAUAGGUAUAUCUUAGAUGUAAAUCGUUUUAAAGUAAAAAAUAUACGCUAUUAAAUUAAA